Caenorhabditis angaria is the source of this 669-nucleotide messenger RNA. The record is from the annotation of a GenBank genome assembly. NCBI's taxonomy places the organism in Eukaryota, Metazoa, Nematoda, Chromadorea, Rhabditida, Rhabditidae.
AUGGCUUCUCGUGUCUGCCAAGUGAACAUUUUGAACAAUCCAGCCGAGUUCACUUCCAAAUUCAACUUGGAAAUCACUUUUGAACUUUUCGAAUACCUUCCAAAAGAUCUCGAAUGGGAGUUGGUUUAUGUUCGAUCUGGAACUUCCAGUGAAUACGAUCAAGUUUUGGAUUCGGCGCUAGUCGGACCAGUUCCAGAAGGUCGUCACAAGUUUGUCUUCGAUGAGCCGUGCCCAAAUGUUGCCAAAAUUCCAACUGAGGAUAUUGUUGGUGUCAGUGUCUUGUUGCUUCGCUGCAAAUACAAUGAGCAAGAGUUUAUCAAUUUGGGAUGGUUUGUUUCGAAUGAAUAUGUUGAUGAGGAAUUGAAGGAGAAUCCACCAGCACAACCAUUGGUUGAUAAGGUAUUUUAUUAUUGUGCUCAGAAAAUCCGGAAAAAUUGCUCGAAGAAGUUUCUGGAUUCCCUAUGUAAUUUAUUAUUUUAUCUCAUUCGCAAGGUUGAAAUUGAUGAUCUUCGUGUCACAACUCAUUCAAUCAAAUGGACCGAAGAAGAAGCUGCGGAUGAAUUCCCAGAAGCCAAUGAAAGUGUAAUGAAGUCAAUGAAAGUGUCGGACAUUUUUUUUCGUUUCUUUUGUUCGAUUUCAGGAAAAGUUAUCGAAAUUUUUUGUUGUUGA